AUGAAAUUGAUGAAAAUGAUUUUUGUUUCAUUUUUAUUUUUUUUGUGCUUUACUUGCUUGGCUAUUGAGUUAAAUAAAGAUGAUGACUUUAAUAAUGAUGCAGAUGAUGAUGAAGAUGAAGCAAGAAGAUCAGAGCUGGUGGCCAAUGGUGGUGAACUUAACAGGCCCAUCAAUGAAGAGUUCUCCUCUCAAUAUAAAAAACAGUUCCAACCAGGGAAGGAAUGGAAAGUUGUCCAAGAUGGCUUCAUGAACACAAAAAGUGACAACUUUACUCUCAAUGAAAUCAGGAGGGCUCUUAAAAAAUUGAAAACAAGCAAAUCACGAACAUCAGUUGGUGAUGAGAGUGAUGGUGCAGAGCAAACCUCACCUCCACUACCUCAUAUGAGCCCGUUCAGAAGUAUUGAAGAGAUCAAAAGAGAUUUCCAUCAACUGAACAUAAAACUGCAGACAGAUGGUGAAAUAUUGAUGACACUAAUUGAAAAGUACAAGAAGUUAAUUGACCUUCAGAUGAAACGUCAUGAUGAAAAUGCUGAUAAAUUUGAUAAGAAAGAGAAGGGGUACUUUGGAGGUGGUGUUCCUGGGUUUCAUAUUGAGGAUGUUAAGCUUCAUCUACUGACUGAUUUGGAGUACUAUCUACAUCAGGUGGACAAUGCAAAUUUGUUUGUUGAUGCUGGUGGGAUGGACUUGCUGAAAUUUGACGUGGAGAAGCAGCAGGCGAAUCUGAAUAUCACCAUGAUGGCAUUGCUAACCCUUUCGUCUGCAACUCAGAGUAACCCUCAUGCACAAGUUGAAGCGGUCAAGUCAGGUUUGUUUAAAGUAUUGGUUGAUCUACUAAAUUCAACGACAUCAUCAUUGCUGUCAUCGUCUACAUCAUCAUUUUCAUCUUUGAAUAUGAUGAAAAGAAUCAUAUCAUCGUUAUCCUGCAUCAUGAGGAACUUUCCGCACUCGCAACUAAAAUUUCAUCAGCUAGGCGGUCAAAAUGUUUUAAUUAAGGUCGUUGAAGGCUUCCUGCAAGUCUUACAAUCUCACAAUCAUCUGCUUGGGAAUGAGAAGAGCGAAAACGACACCACCGUCCAGGAUGAUGUCGUCCUUUUUAAAAAACACAAGCAGAUUGUUAUACAAAUUAUUUCUUUGAUGAAUGAUUUGAUGGAAGAGAAGAUCCUGGCUUCCACUGAUGACCAUACUGACAAGAGAGUUAAAGAAAUGAAAUUGAAGCAGUAUGAAAAAUUGCAUCAUGAAGCUUGGUUAUCUGAGUCGGGGUGGUGUGGAGUGGUGAGCACCUUGGCGAGGAACGACCACGCAGUCGUCAGCUUCGAUGAAAUUGACGUGGUGACCAGGAAUAUGAAACAGAUGAAUGCGAAAUGCGCACAGUACUACCGACAUCUCGUCAAAUAUAUAGACAGAUGGAUUAAAAUUGUAAGUUCUUCAAGAGAUGGUGAUGAAGACGAUUAUAUUGACAAUUUGUUAAAAAAUUUACACUUUAUAAAGAAAUUUUAUAGUGACGAAUUAUAACACGGUUGUUUUAAUAUAUGUGUAUCUGGCUCGUUCGUUCGUUCGUUCGAACAAUCAUUCAAUUAAUCGGUCAAUCAAUCUAUCGAUCAAAUGCUAAUGUA
Messenger RNA from Helobdella robusta, 1613 nucleotides. RefSeq lists its product as hypothetical. The transcript has 9 exons. Lineage: Eukaryota; Metazoa; Annelida; Clitellata; Rhynchobdellida; Glossiphoniidae. The record is from RefSeq and is a predicted model, not a curated record. The coding region runs from base 1 to 1512 and encodes 503 amino acids.